This is a messenger RNA of Hyalella azteca, 1381 nucleotides long. RefSeq names its product hornerin-like. The transcript has 3 exons. Bases 17 to 1381 code for a protein of 454 amino acids. Lineage: Eukaryota; Metazoa; Arthropoda; Malacostraca; Amphipoda; Hyalellidae. The record is from RefSeq and is a predicted model, not a curated record.
ACUCGGUGCUGGAAACAUGAAUGUGUUCUUCCUAUCCUCUAUUUUGUUCACUUAUUCAUUCACUGGAGGAGCGGAGAGGCUGGGGCGGCCCAGCGGGUGCUGGUUCAAUGGAGGUCUUUACUAUAGCGGAGACACGAUAGCCACGUACAGCGCCUACUGCACGGCUUUGGUUUGCUGGGGCGACAGGGUGAAGUUGGAGGCCAUCAGACGAUGUCGGUGCAAAGAAACUAGUCGAAAUUCUCCGGAUGAACUUCUGGAACAUGAAUGGCUUCCAGCAAACAAAGAUAAUAUUCAUUUGGACCUAAUGGAAAUAAUGAAAAGGCCUGCUUGGAACGACACCUUGCAAAUUUUUCUGUCUGGUAUCUUGAAAUAUUCUGCUGCUAAAAAAGUUCGAAAGUUCACGAAGCCCAUUGCUGUUUUACAACCAUCAACAUCCAAGCAGGGUUUGCGCAUAGGAACCUCAAAGUUUUCUCAAAGUUUUAGUGGCAGAUUUCUAGCCGAAAACAUGACUUCAGUAGAUCCAAAAUAUUUUCCUUGGCCCGGAGGUUCAACUGGGAUGUACCACGGCCAUUGUCAAUACGACGGCAGGUACCCACACGUUACGGAAGUCCUGGCAAUCAUUCCUGAGAAUUGCGUACGACUUGUUUGUAUAUUGUCACAUGGAUAUGGACAUCCUGCUCUUCAAGUUCAAGCUCGAGUUGGAUGCAAGUGCUGGAACUCGAGGUUGACUACCACUUCUUCACUAGAGACGACCACCAGCACCGCGGUUAUCGGUACAGGAAGUUAUCAGACCAGUAGCUCCCUCAUUUUUGAAACCACUGGCAGUUCUGGGUCAGGUGGCAUCAGUUCUGGCUCAGGAGGUAUGAGUUCUGGCUCAGAAGGUAUGAAUUCUGGGUCAGGAGGUAUGAUUUCUGGGUCAGGUGGCACGAGUUCUGGGUCAGGAGGUAAGAUUUCUGGGUCGGGAGAUAUGAGUUCCGGCUCAGAAGGAAUAAGUUCUGGGUCAGAAGGUACGAGUGCUGGGCCAGGGAAUAUAAGUUCUGGGCCAGGAAAUAUGAGUUCUGGGUCAGGUGGCAUGAGUUCUGGGUCAGAAGGUAUGAGUUCUGGGUCAGAAGGUAUGAGUUCUGGGCCAGGAAAUAUGAGUUCUGGGUCAGGAGGUAGGAGUUCUGGGUCAGGUGGCAUGAGUUCUGGGUCAGGUGGCCUGAGUUCUGGGUCAGGUGGUAUGAGUACUGGUUAUAUUGUCACAUGGAUAUGGACAUCCUGCUCUUCAAGUUCAAGCUCGAGUUGGAUGCAAGUGCUGGAACUCGAGGUUGACUACCACUUCUUCACCAGAGACGACCACCAGCACCGCGGUUAUCGGUACAGGAAGUUAUCAGACCAGUAG